AUGUUCUACAGUCACGAAAUUCUUACGAAACGGGAGUAUGGCGUUACAACGGUGUGGCUCGUGUCCACAAUCGGCCUUCGGUCCACCAACCGAAAGAUAUCGCGGAAGGACAUCCAAGCCGUGAACGUGAAGCAGGCAUGCGAGACCAUCCUCAAGCCUGCGGCGCCCAUCGCCUUGCGUCUCCAAGGCACCCUGCUCUAUGGGGUCUCGCGAGUGUAUUCAGAGCAGUGCCGCUAUGUGCUCACCGACGCGGAAAGAGUCCAGGCCCAGAUGAGGGCAUUCCACAACGCGCUGGGCUGCAGUGAUAAGGCCCUUGAUCCGCAUGCGGGAAAAUCCAGACGCAAGGAACUCAUCCUGGAAGAUGAUCCAGAGUUCGAACUCAGAAUCGACCUUCCAACCUUACAACUUGACGAUGACGGCAACCUAGUCGUACAUCAACAGGGCAGUCAGAAUUCACGCAAGACCUCGUCUCAACUUUCUCCGCCACAGCUCGAUGACUCUUUCUCCAGCUCAAAUCGUUCUGUUCUCGGUGGUUUCAAUUUCUCGCAAGCAUCUUUUGGCGAAAACCCUUUGGCGGAAGGAGCUUUUAGGGUAGGCACGAUGACGCCUAGCAAGGCUGGCGACGAACUGCUGCCGUUUGGCGACGAGGAGCGGGAACUUGAGGCAUUCGACGACUGGGGCAUCGAGAUUGACGCAGACGGUAACGUCAUUCCGGCUGCUGAAGAGCCUCAGCUGCCUCGGCUUCCGCGUCCAGAACCCGCCGGAGAUGCACCUAUCUUACAACAAGAGGAGUUUUUGCCUUUCGAUGCCGAAGGUGAUGUCCCGAUGAGCGGUGGCACCUACUCCAUGGCCUCUGACCCGCCAGUUUUCAUCCAACAAAUCCAGCAGCAGCAGCAAGAACGGGAGAGGGAACCUGAGAUAGAGCGAGAAGAAGAGGAAUUCGCCAUGGAAGAUGAAGCGGUCUUUACCCAGGCUUCAGAGCGCGCUAGGCGCCGUCGGCGUCGUGCGGUCGUAGCACCUGACGACCAGACCAGGGUUUCCCGUCAUGAACUCAAAUCAUGGUCCACGAAUUAUCUUGCCAAUUCAGAGCAGGCCAUCCAGCGGCGCCGUGCAACCACCGCUGCUGAAGCACGAAGAAAUGCCUUCAACCUGGUUUUUGGCCGCGGCAUCGCCGGCGUUGGCCUUCCCACUGGUGUGCCCGGACUUUCCCACCCGCUUUCGGUCCAAUUUGCCCACCAGGGGCUACAAGCCCGGCUGCUAGGCAUUUUCAUUGACCAACCCGAUGGCCAAGAGACGCGCCCACGCAGCCGUCGCCGCUCAGCCCUAGAAGCCCUCGAACUCGACGAGGAGGACGCAGAGCGUCGCGUCCGGCCUCGUCUAAGCAAUGGACCCGACGAUCAAAACCAGGACCAGCAUCACGUUCAGUCCGAUGACGCCCAUCUUCUCCUUGUUGACGAUGAGGCCAAUCUUCCCCCUGUGGAAGUCGGCAGACGUGCGGGUUCUUCCAACCACGACAUUUUGUCCGAUCUACCCUGGAAUCGCGGUUCUUCCCAGCUGGCCCCAAGCUCUUCAGUCAGGGGCGGCAGCAAGCCGCCCAGCAGGCGCGUCAGCGCCAGCCCACUCCAUGGCCGAGGUAGCCAUAUUAAUCCCAUCGGGCCAGAACUCGAGAUAGAGCGCUUCAGCGACCAGCCCGCCAUCUUCGGCUCAGACGACGGUAACUUCGCGCUCCUCCAUUCCGCGCAGGGCUUUUCUUCCGACCCUGUCCUGCCGCCCCACGAAGAGAGCCAGACGACCUCACAGAUGAUGCGGCGCGCCCUGGACCUCGAGGGACGCAACUUCCUGGGCUUCAUCGAGGACGUUGCGCGGGCGAAAGGUUACCUUCUAGAAGACGACAACGAUGACAGGCAGUGGGUCGAUUUCGAGCAUCUCUUUGAGCCGGGCGACCAGCAGCGCGAGACGGUUGCACAGGCGUUUUAUCAUGUCCUUUCUCUCGCCACGAAGAACAUGAUCAAGGUCCAGCAGGACGGUCAUAAUACUAACGAGGCGUUUGGGACUAUCCGGCUCGGGGUUCAGUUGCCUGAGGCGGGUAGGGCUGGUGAAGGUAUGGAGGGUAUGCCCGGUCAUGAUGAUAACUAG
Molecule: messenger RNA, 2136 nt
Organism: Canariomyces notabilis
Lineage: Eukaryota; Fungi; Ascomycota; Sordariomycetes; Sordariales; Chaetomiaceae
Exons: 4
Coding region: 1-2136 (711 amino acids)
Biological process (GO): mitotic sister chromatid cohesion
Cellular component (GO): mitotic cohesin complex
Molecular function (GO): protein binding; chromatin binding
Source: RefSeq, a predicted model, not a curated record